CGAAGUUUAUGUUUACUUUCGUUUUAACUUUACUUUACUACUGAGACAGUCUAGAAGAUGCCGAAAAGGGACAGAAAAAGUGAGGAAGAUUGGGAAAAGGUGAAGGCAGUUGUGAAUAAGAUGUUGGACAGAGGGGAUACUAUUGUAUCUAUAAUGAUUAACAAAGAUUCAAAAACAGUUGAGUUUUGUGGUCCUGACCACAUGAAAGGCUUUGGGCAAAGGAUUGCCAAUGAUUUUGUCCAGGCUGCAACAAAGAUAGAAGUCUGUGCACCCUCAAUAAAUUUAGGAGUGGCAACCAUGGAUAUAGACAAUGCCAAUACACAUAACAUAAGGAAGGUGAUGGCAGAUAUUGUCAACACAGAUGGUAAGUUUUAGAUAGUUGUAGUGUUUUGAUCAUGUUUGUUACAGUUAUUUAUCAAAUUUAGGAUGUUACCAUUUCUACAUGCAAUAAUGAGUUUUUAAAAAGGCAGACAC
This is a messenger RNA of Mytilus trossulus (common blue mussel), 474 nucleotides long. RefSeq lists its product as uncharacterized. The record is from RefSeq and is a predicted model, not a curated record. The coding region runs from base 58 to 375 and encodes 105 amino acids. NCBI's taxonomy places the organism in Eukaryota, Metazoa, Mollusca, Bivalvia, Mytilida, Mytilidae. The transcript has 5 exons.